GCACAGAGACGUUUCCCUCCAGCGGGGACGAGACAGCCGCAGGCGAAUCUGUUGCAGAAGGGGACUUGAAACGGCUCCCCGAGUUCAACCCCCCUUCUUUCAUGCCUUACGGGAACGUGGGCACCCCCCUGAAAGUUUUUCUGGAGCUGAUCCGGGCCUGCAGGCUGCCUCCCUGGAUUAUCAAGAAAUUGCAGCUGGAUUUUCCAAAGACAGGCUCAUCCCGUAGGUAUGGGAAUGUGCCUUUUGAAUACCAGGACACUGAGACAGUUAGAGAAGAAGAAAGAGUUUACACUGCUGCAGGGGAUGAGAUCACAGAGGAAGAGGAGCCUGUGGCAAGAUCUGAGGUGACUCACGCAGCCAGCGCUGAGGAAGACAAGGAGGGGCAGGAGAAGGAGGAAGAGGAGUCGCACUCGGAUGAUGACGAUGAUACCUGUGAGGAAUGGGAGCGACACGAGGCUCUGCACGAGGACGUGACCAAGCAGGACCGCACGGAGGAGCGGCUGUUUGAAGAGGAGAUCGAGCUGAAGUGGGAGAAAGGCGGCUCCGGCCUUGUCUUCUACACGGACGCUCAGUACUGGCAGGAGAAAAACGGAGACUUCGACGAGCAGACUGCGGAUGACUGGGAUGUGGACAUGAGCAUCUACUAUGACAAAGAUGGAGGUGAUAAGGAUGCUCGGGACUCGGUCCGGAUGUGGCUGGAGCAGCGACUCCGGGAUGGUUUGGAGGAUGGCUCCGUUUCCGGGCAACAGAUCGGCACCUUUGAGAGAUACACCAAGGGCUUUGGCAGGAAGGUGCUGGAGCAGCAGGGCUGGACGGAAGGGCUGGGGCUGGGCAGCAGCAACUCCGGAAUGGCUGAAGCUCUGGACAACAAGGGUCAGAACCCCAGAUGUAAGAGGGGGCUGGGGUACCACGGGGAGAAACUACCAACGUUCACCAAGGUGAAAAAGCCCCGGUGGGACGCUCCCAUCCUCAUCUCCACCAUCUAUGAUGAACCCGACCCACAGGACAGCGGUGACCAGCUGCUGAGACGCCAGCCACCCACUGCCAUGAAGUACAGGCGGGACAUGGUGUUUGUCCGGGCGUCCCAUGGUGCCCUGGAGAGCUCCGGUGCCCGGUGA
Molecule: messenger RNA, 1118 nt
Organism: Eurypyga helias (sunbittern)
Lineage: Eukaryota; Metazoa; Chordata; Aves; Eurypygiformes; Eurypygidae
Gene: GPATCH3
Product: G patch domain containing 3
Exons: 6
Biological process (GO): negative regulation of type I interferon production; negative regulation of RIG-I signaling pathway; positive regulation of DNA-templated transcription
Molecular function (GO): nucleic acid binding
Source: RefSeq, a predicted model, not a curated record